AUGGUUGCGCCGCCUCUUCGGCCAAAGUUCUUGGCAGCUAUUGGACUUGUUCUCCUUCUCGCCACAUGCCUCAUCUACCCAUGGCGCGCAAGCUUGAAUACACACAGUGCUCUCUCGGACGCUCAAGAUCCGGGCUUGGAAUUCCCUAAUGACCCGGUUCCUCGACGCGACUUUGCGCCUCUGUCGAAAUAUGCGGCGCAAAACAUUCGUGAGCCAUCUAGAUUCGCCUUUGCGACAUUCUACUGCAGCCGCAACUCGGACACUCGAGGUCCCUAUUUCGAAUCUACGCAAUCCAUCAUCUGGAGGCUUCUCUGGUCCGACUACCGGUCAAAAUAUCCCGUCAUUGUCUUUGUAUGCCCCUUUAUCCCUGAGACGCACCGCCAGAUAUUCCGAGGACAAGGAGCCAUUGUCAAGGAGAUUGAACUGCUAGAUACCAUCAUACCGGAUGAAGCGAUUCUGACGAAGCGGUGGAUAGACGUACUGUCCAAGCUCAAUUUGUGGAAACAGGUUGAAUGGAAGCGCAUCGUGUUCCUUGAUUCGGAUGCCUUUCCCAUUCGGAACAUGGACGACAUCUUCGACUUGGUGCCGGAGCAACAGUGCAACAAGGCCGCUUUGCAUCCCGAGGACCAGGCCGUUGUCAGCAACGACAAGGGCGGGGAGGACAUGUGCAACUACGUCUAUGCGGGCGUGGCGCAAUUCCAACUCGACAACAUCAAUGCCGGCAUGCUGGUCCUGAAGCCAAAUCUCGACAUGCAUGCCAAACUCAUUAGGGCGGCCAGGAGCACGGCAGACUACGACGCAAGGGACAUGGAGCAGGGUGUCUUGAAGUCAAAGAAUGCAUUUGCAGCCGACGGCCCGUUUCCAGUAAACCGUCUGCCGCCUAUCUGGAAUGCCCUUCCCGAAUACUACUCCAAGUACCUUGGCGACAAUGCCGAGUUGACCGAGGGUCCGAUACGGGUCCUGCAUGUCAAGAUGUGGAAUCGGCUCUGGGGGUCCUGGAACAACUUGACGCAUCUGAAUGACAUGUGGGAUCUGGAUUGGAUGAAGAUGUGCAGGUUUUUUGAUUCAGACGACUUUGUCAAGGCGAGAACGAGUGGUGUAUAUGAGACGCCGUGGGAGAGAUACGCAAAGAGCCAGAACCAGGGAAUAGCGCCCUAG
Metarhizium acridum CQMa 102 is the source of this 1158-nucleotide messenger RNA. RefSeq lists its product as uncharacterized. Gene Ontology annotation, molecular function: glycosyltransferase activity. Gene Ontology annotation, cellular component: cytoplasm. Lineage: Eukaryota; Fungi; Ascomycota; Sordariomycetes; Hypocreales; Clavicipitaceae. The record is from RefSeq and is a predicted model, not a curated record.